AUGGAGAGUUUUGAUGACCUGGAGGAGUCUUCACUAGCUAGCCUUAGCUUUGUCGGUGGCACUGGAAUGUUGAUUGACUCGGACGAUCUGCAGGGAACGCAGGAACCCAUGGUUGUCGAUAUCAAGAAGGCCUCACGAACAACAUCCUCAACUACCGUUAUGACUACUGAUGCUAAGGUACCACCUGCAAAGAAGGUCAAGACCAUGUUAAAGGUCAAGACUGAACAAACAGACCUGUCAGACACUCCCUUGGCAUCCACACAGGUGGAUGAUGGCCCUUGGGUUGAAAUGAUCAAGGCUCGAUCAGCCUACCGAAACACAGAUCUUCCCCCUGCUUGUCAGGAUGGACGCUGGCCAAAAGUAUUUCUUCUGACCAUCUAUUUGUGGGCAGGAAGUCAGCCAAACCUUUGGAACAUUAGUGAUGACGCCCUCCUGGAAGCUAUUAACCAUAUCUUUCAAGUUGUCUAUCCAGAGGUCAAGUAUGCACCCUCCUUGCAAGGCUCUGUUUUUGGUGUUACCAAUCAAUGCCUCUCUGAGUGGCGCAGCAAUUUCGGCUCUACCACCAUCACCAUCAUCAUUGACUUUAUGGCUCAGAAUGAUGACACUAACCCCAGUGACCUUGCUGAGUAUCUUCUUUCGGAUUUCGUGUUCCUUCAUGAAGACCCAGAUGUCAUUGACAAGAUGAAGACUUUCCAGUCCCCAUUUAUGCUCCAGCUGGUGGCCACCGGCCACCUCCAAGCAACAAUUGGCCAUGCCAAUGUUCUGGCGCUUAACACUGAGGCUCUCACUGUGAGCAGGAUUAGUGGUGUUGUUGGGAUAGCUGCUGCUGUGCUCAUCAAAGACAAUGUAAUUAAUAUCAAGGAUGUACUUGCAGCUCCCCCGGCGCAAUGCAAGCUCAUGGUCAAAACUAGUGAUGUGCAGGCUGGGCUUGGGCCUGAAGCCCAGGGCCGGUCCAGGGCUUGA
Messenger RNA from Suillus plorans, 963 nucleotides. RefSeq lists its product as uncharacterized. The coding region runs from base 1 to 963 and encodes 320 amino acids. The transcript is spliced from 4 exons. The record is from RefSeq and is a predicted model, not a curated record. NCBI's taxonomy places the organism in Eukaryota, Fungi, Basidiomycota, Agaricomycetes, Boletales, Suillaceae.